Lizanozyma spartinae is the source of this 1323-nucleotide messenger RNA. RefSeq lists its product as uncharacterized. NCBI's taxonomy places the organism in Eukaryota, Fungi, Ascomycota, Pichiomycetes, Serinales, Debaryomycetaceae. The transcript has a single exon. The record is from RefSeq and is a predicted model, not a curated record. Bases 1 to 1323 code for a protein of 440 amino acids.
AUGAGUCAAUACAUUCCUAGAAGGGCUUAUGGUAUCCGCGAUGCUUUCAUUCAACAGGCAAGAGAUUAUGGUAUUAAGAUUGGGCCAAUAAGUUUGAGUUCUUAUCCCAACUUCGUUCUUCCUCCACCACUUCCAGUGGGAGAAUUUGAAGUGAGGACUAAGACCAAGUCCAAGUCUAACUCACAACAAGCCAUUCACUCAACCACGCCCAAAGAAUCUACUAUUACUACCGCCAACAACAAGCAGCUUUCUAAGAAACGGACGCAAACACCAAGCAGGAAACCAGUUAAGGAAUAUGUCGCUGCCGAGGUUCAAUUGCUCUCAACCCCAAUGCCAACGAGCGCCAAUCCAGAACCAGUGAUGGCUACAACUUCAUUUAACGGCGUUGAGUAUCCUGUCCCAGUAUAUGUUCCAUCCAACAACAACAACCAAGUGCAAGAACCAUUGGACAAUUCGUUGCUUUCCAACGUCAAUGAUCUGGUAUGGGGUUCAUUACUCUAUCCAGGUCAAUCAGCGCCAGAGCAAAACGUAUCUGGUAGUAUCAACAAUAACCUUGAGUCAUCUUUCAAGGCUUUUGAAGAUGGUGGUAUGCUAGCUGAUAACUACUUAAAAGGAGAAUGGGACGUUAACUUCGAUAAUACUGUUCCUGAAUCCCUUAGCAGUGACAAUAACAAAACGACUGCUGUUCCAAAUGAAGAAACCGAUGCUAAAUCUGACACCGACUCUCUAUUUGGAGGUGAUGACAAUACCAGAUUGGAUAUCGACGACAUGAACACUACCGAGCACAAUGUUUUGGACGAACAUGAGUUUGCAAAGCUUAUUCAAGAUCAGUGCUCUAGUGGUGAAAAGACUCCACCUCCAGCACCAGUGACAGCAACGAUUAAGCCUAUUGUUCCUUACAAAAGUACCAAAGUCUCUGAGGAGUUUUGUUCUGAUGAAGAUUGGAAUGCCUUUCUUCACAUGGACUUCUCACCUAUGGCAUUUCAGAAUCUCAAUGAACCGGUUGUUGAUGAUGUUCAAGAUAAUUUGGACGUAAGUGAUAUUUUGAACAGAAUCAAUCCACUAACCAUGGAUCUUACUCUGGUUUCUUCUGGUAAAAAAAGACAACGAGAUGAAGCUGAAGAUGAAGAUGAACACACAAGGAAAUAUACUAGGUUAUCACCUCCACUGUACGACAGACCAAUGGCUAAUGAAUACAUAAAUGAGAUGCCAGAAGUUCCUUCACUCUUUAGAAGAUCUAGUUUCAAUGACGCACUUGAAUGGUUACAAGAAGAAUCAAGUACAAUUGAUAGUCUUGAUCCUAGAAAUAUUCACCUUCCUUAA